Messenger RNA from Elaeis guineensis (African oil palm), 1389 nucleotides. RefSeq lists its product as uncharacterized. Gene Ontology annotation, biological process: negative regulation of abscisic acid-activated signaling pathway. NCBI's taxonomy places the organism in Eukaryota, Viridiplantae, Streptophyta, Magnoliopsida, Arecales, Arecaceae. The record is from RefSeq and is a predicted model, not a curated record.
GAGAAAGGGGAAAAUUAACCAAGUGAUCGAUAGCUGUGCAAGUUUCCUUUAAGCCUCCCCCUCACCAUUCUUUGCCCUCCUCUUUGAUUUAUGUGAGACCACGCCACCCUUCUAUGUAGAUAGCAUUAAAAUCCUUGCCAUCUCAUGCCUUCUCCCCCUCUUCUUAUAAACAGAGGAGGUAUCUCCAAAGGUCAAACCCAUCCACCUCUCAUGCAAGCUAGCCUCAUGUCGAGCCACCGCAACAUGGAGGAAGAGAGAGGGAGAGAGGAGAGAGAAGAUGCACCAGUGGUAGUAGAAGAAGGAGAGACAAAAGAGAUCAUGUUGGUGGAUUUGGAAUCAGAUGGUGGGGAUGGAUCGACGCCGGCGGCGCCGCCCAUGCUCGAGCUUAAUCUUUUGGAAUCAUUUGGCUCGGUGGAGGCGGAGCGGGCGCCGGUGGCGGUGCCGGAGUCGGAGCCGAAGGUGUUCUCGUGCAACUACUGCCAGAGGAAAUUCUACAGCUCGCAGGCACUGGGCGGUCACCAGAACGCGCAUAAGCGCGAGCGCACCCUCGCCAAGCGCGGUGCCGCCCACCACCACGGAGGGUUCGUCGGCGACCAUGCAGGCGGCGGCGUUGGAGGAGGAGCCGCCUACCGGUUCCCGCCGAGCAUGGCGUCGCUGCCCCUCCAUGGGUCGUACCCCGGGAGCCAUCUCGGCAUCCAGAUGCAUUCCAUGGUCCACAAGCCGUACAUCGGGACGAUGACGACGGCGGCGGCGACGAUGACAUCGAUGGCGGCGGCCGGAUUGCUCUAUGGGAGGCAGGGGGCGUGGUCGCGGCCUCCACCGAUCGUCAACCGCCAGCCGGCAAUUGGAAGGCUAUUAACCGAAGAAUUUUAUGGUGCGGCCAGAGCUCCGGCGGCGAGGUUCGAUGAGUCAGCAAAAGCGGUGGUCGGAGGUUUCCGGUGGAGCGGCGGUGCUGGUGGUGCUGCCGGUGGCAAUCAUUUGAACGCUAGACAGGAGGAGUUGCCCAAGCUUGACUUGUCUCUCAAGCUCUAGAGUAGUUGUUUACAGUGCCCUUUGGAUCCACUGCAGUGCAUAUGCUACGCCGCCGGAAAACCGUAUAGCCUUGAUAGCUGCCACAUCAUUCAUCUCAAAAAUCGAUAAUUCAGACAUAAUAUAAUUGGUGGCAAAUGCACGUUGAUCGUCUAUUUUCACGAUAGAUGAUAUGAUGGCUACUCAGGAUUGUACAGCUCUCUACACAUACUGCCAAGGAUUCUGAUUCGUGAUACUUAGUAGAUCACACAUAGAACUUGCAUGAAGUUUGGCUUCUCUUUCCAUUGGUCCCCCCCCCCUCUCUGUUUUUUGUCAAUUGACUUCUGAUUUAUGAGUAAAUAAUGAGUUCUUUUUGUUGAA